ACAUGAUGAUAGAAAGUUUACUUUUCAACAAUUGGUAUUUCUGAAUUUAGGAUUUUUGUCCAGUAGAAUUUCUGAUUCGGCAAAAUUUUGAGAUGGCACACUUAUCACAAUUGGUUUCUCUUGGAUUACAAAAUGCUCGGCAAACUCUAGUAUCUUGUAAUAAUAAUAAUUUGGUGAAAGUAUGUGUCAGACAUGCUUCAAAGAAAAAUAGUACUAGCACCAGCAACACAGGUGGCCAUCCCAGACCAAAACACAGAGGAUGGAAAAUACAAGAUGGGGGUUACACAUACGGGGGCAGAUUAUUGGUUACACAGCGAAGACUCAGAUUCCAUCCAGGUCUUAAUGUUGGUUUGUCAAGAGACGGAUCUUUAUUUGCUAUAGAGCCAGGCAGAGUGGUAGUAACUUGUGAAAAAGUUGAUCUCAACUGGGAGCACCCUUGGGUUAAACUCAACUAUGCUGGUCGUGAAAAUCAAGUUAUAUAUAAGAAACAUUUUAAUAUUAUUCCUAAACCUCAGCAUAAUAGAUUCAAAUUAAUAGACACAAUCUAAAUAUAUGUAUAGGAAACAUGUAAAAAGUUCUUUGAAUGUCUUAAAAUCUUAAUGUUUAAUAAAUAUAUUGUAAUGCUGUGUUGAUUAUAAAUGUGGAUAUCAUAUAAAAUUGAUUAUUCUAAUCUCUACUAACAGUUUAUAAUAGAAGUUUCCAAGUUGAAAUAUAAUUAGAAUUAAUUUUUCUGGAACCUGUACUUCACAAUUUUAUGAAACAUGCAUUAUAUGUAGACAUCUACAAAAGUCACAUCUCGAAAAAAAAAAA
This is a messenger RNA of Acromyrmex echinatior (Panamanian leafcutter ant), 810 nucleotides long. It is a transcript of the gene mRpL27, whose product is annotated as mitochondrial ribosomal protein L27. NCBI's taxonomy places the organism in Eukaryota, Metazoa, Arthropoda, Insecta, Hymenoptera, Formicidae. Gene Ontology annotation, biological process: translation. Gene Ontology annotation, molecular function: structural constituent of ribosome. The record is from RefSeq and is a predicted model, not a curated record. Gene Ontology annotation, cellular component: ribosome; mitochondrial large ribosomal subunit.